This is a messenger RNA of Pieris brassicae (large cabbage white), 5425 nucleotides long. RefSeq lists its product as uncharacterized. Gene Ontology annotation, molecular function: protein binding. The transcript has 28 exons. The record is from RefSeq and is a predicted model, not a curated record. Gene Ontology annotation, biological process: chemical synaptic transmission. NCBI's taxonomy places the organism in Eukaryota, Metazoa, Arthropoda, Insecta, Lepidoptera, Pieridae. Bases 311 to 3655 code for a protein of 1114 amino acids. Gene Ontology annotation, cellular component: cytoplasm; dendritic spine; plasma membrane.
UCAAAAUAUCUACUUACGCGUUUUAGUCGCUUUUAAUUACAAGAUUGUAAUAAUUUGUGGUGUCCAUUGAUCGUUUGUGUUUUUUCAUAUUCUUGUGAAAGUGCAGUAAACACUAUCGGAAUAAUAGAGACUGGACACGACAAAAGUAUCUUACUGAAACAGUUUGUGAUAAAAUAUUACAAGAGUACAAUAUUGAUGUUGUCAAUCGUAAAGAAAACUCAUCGACCUCUUCUAUGUAAAUUUGCUUAAUGGAGCCGCAUAAUUACGACACGAUGAUAACCGAAGGCGGUGGCGUGAGGGUGUUGGGGCCAUGAGCGCUGGCGCGGCUCGGCCUGCCGCCGGCGACUCCACGCCCGGCUCCGACGGCGACCGUAUCACCAGCCUGUUCCCCAAGUGCAGGCCGCGCGCCAUGCAUCACCACCACGACAGAUUGAAUACUGCCAUAGAGGGCAGGGAAAUGAACAAUAUGAACAACAUGUCCUCAGACGAGGAGCGGGAGAACGACGCUCAGGUUAUACCCAAUUCUAAAGGACCCUAUAAGCUAAGAGAUUCUAGAAUAAUAGAAAUCGCCGGUGGAAGGGAGCUGUACUCGCAAAGUAGAACAAAAGCUGUGCGGAAGUUACGUCACAACAACACGCACAAGCACAACCUGCGGAACAAAAUACGAUCAAUUAGCAAAGAUGCGGUCGACUACGGCGCGGAUAAUCUCACAAACGAGAUAUCUUUGCAUAGGAUAAACAGUGAGCCCAAGAAGAUGAUUUCGAGGCAUACAUCGCCGACGUACACAAAUGGCGAUAGGGAUAUUUUAGAACAAACUAUGGGUAUACCCAAAAACAGCUCACCGAUCCUGGAUCCCCACAAGAUUGCCGAUGUCAGCGCUAAGAGCAGCCCCAUCGCGGUGGUGGCCGAUGGACAGGUUGUGGUUUUUGACGACAAUGACGAUUGGAAAGUUAUAUUGAAUUCUGUGUCUCUAGGUUUGAGGACGGACCCGGACGUUAGUGAUGACGAAAUCGAUGUGAGUGUUAAGAGGACUUUAGACAAUUUGAAAAAUGGUGAUAGUGAGGUGAAUAAGAGUGACAGUGAAAGUGAGUCGAGCUCGCGGGGCGUGAGACUGAGCGAGGGGAGCCCCACGGCGGUCUGGCUGUCCGACGACGAUAAGACCAGGGUCACCAGGGUCAUCGGCGAGCUGCCCAUAGCCGAGUACGAGGGCUCGCCGCGCCGAUACGGCAUAGGGCAGUCGACGCAGAAGACUCAACUUCGAUCGCCCAGACCAGGGUUUCCUCAGCGAAUAAUAACCGAGAGCCGAGACGAGACUCCGCCGCCGUCUUCGGCCUUUGACUACCUGUACGAGUUUUCGGAGACGAGGAAAGUCCUCGAAGAGUUCUUCAAGUGCCCACAACAGCAGAACUCCAACGAUGAAAUUGUCAACUUUCAAGACUUGGACUACGAGCUCCGUCGCCAGACGCACGAAUGUCCGUCGGAGAACGGGAUGGAGGAGAGCGAGGGGGACUGGGCUCCGGCCGACGCGCUCCAUUCGCCUCACACGGUGCACAACCACACCAACUUCCUCGGCCUGCAGCAACAACGCGGUCGCUACGGCGCGCCCGACGUGUCCGCGCUUCGGGCGGGUCCGGGCGAGACGGAGACGGCCGACAGUGUGUGCCCUUCCCCCGCGUUGCCCGCGCACGCUCUGGCUCUCUCGUCCGCGAGCGACACGCCCAGCGACCUCUCGCUCGCACUUAUGGAGAACGAGCUCUCUGAGAUGAAAGUACAAAUGGAGUUGAACCGAGUGGUGGGGGCCCACAUGCCCAUGGUGGAAGACGGUCUCUCCUCAGGACACGUCUCCGACACUGACAAUAACAAUCAGAUUAUGUCGUUGCCGACCCAUUCGCCAAUGAAAAUAGAAGAAAUAGUCGACAGUGGAAAUAAUACGGAUCCUCAUCUCCUCUCCGACGCGGAUCUUCACUCUCUCGACCCGUUAGCCGUGCCUCCCCCCGCGCCGGCCCCUCACCGGCCUCUGGACCGUUCGCCGCAUCACCACCACGGUCACCACGACGACGUCUAUCCCAGAAAGCGACCGACGUCGGCGCAGAGCAAUGAUUCGGUGGAGAUUAAACCUGUCAGUGGAGACGAAGAUGAAGCGGACACGGAUCUCGAAACGGACAGGCUGCUGGGUCAGCAGAGGACGGAUGACCAGGGUUUUUUUGACGACAAAGGUUGGCGCAAACCUAAGUCCAGAACCGUGAUGCCCAUCGUCGGCUCCGCGGCAUCGAACAGAGAAACUCAUGCGCACGACAUCACUGAUCACAGGGACGACGAGGCACUUCAUAAUGGAAAGGAUAAAGACGCGAAGAAGAAAAGCAAAAACAAAGAAGAUAUCGCUUCAGUGCUGAUAGAAGGCGUGCUGUUCCGAGCGAGGUACCUCGGCUCCACUCAAUUGGCCUGCGAAGGUCAACCCACCAAAGCCACCAGGAUGCUUCAGGCCGAGGAGGCCGUUUCGAGGAUUAAGUGGGGGUGCGAUGGGCCCUACGGCGGGGUGUACGCGGCCCCCGCGGCCGUCUUCAGGCUCGCCUUCCUCGGGUCGGUCGAGGUGGACGAGGACUCGCGCCGCAGGAAGAGACGCCCCAAGAAGAACAUGGUCGAGGAGGCCGUCACCAAGAUCAAGGCUUUGGCACCGGAGGGUGAAAACCAACCCAGCACCGAAGUCGACCUGUUCAUAUCGACGGAGAAAAUAAUGGUCCUAAACACGGAACUGAAGGAAAUCAUGAUGGACCACGCGUUGAGGACCAUCUCAUACAUCGCCGACAUCGGAGACCUCGUGGUGUUGAUGGCGAGGAGGCGGUUCGUGCCUCACGAGAGUGAGUCGGAUCAACCGAAGUUGAACCGUACGCCCAAGAUGAUAUGUCACGUCUUUGAAAGCGAAGAGGCGCAAUUCAUCGCUCAGUCGAUCGGGCAGGCGUUCCAAGUGGCCUACAUGGAGUUCCUGAAGGCGAACGGCAUCGAAGAUCAUAGUUUCGUCAAAGAAAUGGAUUAUCAAGAGGUGUUAAACAGUCAAGAGAUAUUUGGUGAUGAGUUGCAAAUGUUCGCCAAAAAGGAGUUACAGAAGGAAGUGGUGGUGCCGAAGAGCAAGGGCGAGAUCCUGGGCGUGGUGGUGGUGGAGUCGGGCUGGGGCUCCAUGCUGCCCACCGUCGUCAUCGCCAACCUGGCGCCGGCCGGGGCGGCGGCCCGCUGCUCGCAGCUCAACAUCGGCGAUCAAAUAAUCGCGAUCAACGGCGUGAGUCUCGUCGGUCUGCCGCUGUCGACCUGUCAGACGUACAUAAAGAACUCGAAAAACCAGACCGUGGUGAAAUUGACUGUGGUCCCUUGUGCACCCGUCGUCGAAGUCAAGAUUAAGAGACCCGAUACCAAAUACCAGUUGGGAUUCAGCGUGCAGAACGGUGUGAUCUGCAGCCUCCUCCGAGGCGGAAUCGCCGAACGAGGCGGCGUGAGGGUGGGGCACCGCAUCAUCGAGAUCAACUCGCAGAGCGUGGUGGCCGUGCCUCACGAACGGAUCGUCAAUCUACUGGCGACAUCUGUCGGCGAGAUUUUAAUGAAAACGAUGCCGACGUCCAUGUUCCGUCUGUUGACGGGACAAGAGAAUCCCGUGUUUAUCUGAACUCGCCUCGACACUCGUGCCUCACUGCCGCUUGCCCACACUCGCUCCCUUUUACGCGCCAUUCCCACCUCGUAAGGUUCAAUUUACUCUGUACUUGCCAUGUGUCACCUUCAUCGCUAAACUUUAUUAAUAACCUCUAAGUGUUUGACAGUUGACAGUUGGCAGGAAUAAUUAAGUCGUCGUCAAAUAGUGGUGGAGUAAUAGCGUCGACGAAGGCGUAUCUCGAAUGAAAGCCAAAACACCGGACUCAUUUCUAACUUCUAGUCUCACAAUACAUCAUUGUUAUCAGAGGUGUAAGAUUUGAGACCUACGUUUGGCUUUAUAUAAUACUCAAAACCCACAAAAGCUACACUAUGUGAUGUCUCACUUCGGAAUCGCUUAUAUGCUUAGGUGAUAAAAUAAGUAUAUAGCGUAAGAUGUAAAUGCAUAGUGGUAAUUGUCGCCAUUUUAUCAAAAUUAAAUUUUAAAUUUUGUUAAACUUUUCACUAUUACGUUUGUCAUUGCUCAUAUAUCAAUUCUCAGACAAAAUGCUUUUUUUUGUUUUCAUUGUAAAGUAUAGACUUUUGUACUUUGGCAGCAGUUACUACUGUUUGCCCCUAACAUAACAAAAUGUAUACAUAAAUUAUCACAUAUUCCAUUUUCUUAUUUAUUACAAGUACACUGUCACUAUUUAAUUGUGAAGAACUCAUAUCUGCUUAGAUGUUAUCGAUAUAAUAAAUGUCAUGGUUUUAUUAUUACAUCAUUUAUUAAUUUUAUGAGGUCCAGGGGUGUGCGUAAUCUACUAUCUCACUCAGUACCAUUUACAUUUUAAGUUUCAUAUGAACUUGAGAGGUUUAUUAACAUUCCAAAAAUAAUAAGAAUGGUGUCUCUGGACCAACAUUUCCUUUCUUAUAUUUGCCAUAAAAAGAUUUAUUUGUUAUUUGAUAUAUGUAUUAACAUUCCACUUUGAUGUUAUAAAUCCCUGAAUCAUCACUGCACCAUAGUCCAAACAAGUUUAUUUUAUUUAUAUAUAGCUACUGUAGAAGUGUAUUGGUGUAUUUUGAUACUUGUAGCUCAAAAGUUAAGUAUCAGAUCAUCUGUCUGUGACGAAGUAUAACGAGACAGUGAAUCUCAAGUGAUCAUUGAUAACUAAAGAAUUGAUUAGUGGAUAAUAUUAUAAUAAAACUUAUUUCGUGUAGUGUUUCAAAAGAUAUGUCAUAUUUUGUAAAUUUUAUAGUGUGGCUAUAGCAGUACUAUAAUCUAUGUGUCUCAUAGUCAUAGCUUAGCGCCAAUGUUUAUUUAUGUAAAGUAUAAAAAUGAUAUUUUAAAACAUUGUAUGGUGUAAUUCUUGAAGUAAUCCUUGCUUUAGUAAGUAAUCCACUUGUUCAAGAGCUGACAAAUUCUUAGAUUUUGUAUUUAUAAUAAUAUUAUUACAUGUUACAUAAUUAUUUAGAUCAUCCUAUUUUUUAACAAGUAUAUUAUCUAUGAUUUUGAUAUCUAGCUGUCCUUGUUUGUUGUAGUGGUUUGGAUGGUAUGGUUUGAAAGUGUCUUUAGUCAACAUUUAACACCAAAAUUAAAUCCCCGCUAAGUAUAAAAUUAUAGAUUUAAUACAGUAUGAUGUACUUUUGUAUUGCUAGCUGUGAAUAAGAUUUAUUUACAUUGAAAUAACAGAUGAUAAAGCGUUUUAUUGUAAAAGCUGGUAUAUUAUAGGUACACUGUAACAUGUGAAAAACUAUUGUUGUUCUCAUUUCUAAGAGUAUUAUUCUAGUCUGCAUUAAAGUUAAGAAAUUG